AUGCUAGCCCGAGGCGAAUACAGCAAUCUCGACAAUUUUCUGGAAACAAGUUCCAACCAUGUCGUCCUUGAAGGGCAACCUGGUGUCGGAAAGACGGUCUACUUGACAUACUGUCUAGUGAGGCGACUGAUUGCCGGCUUACCCACUAUUUUCGCGAAACAAAAAGAUGAUCGUUACUUGUUUUUGGAUUCAGGCGUCUACUGGAUCCCAUCCUACUCUUUCAACUUGUCUGGACAUCCGCCGUUUACCGAUCGAGUACUAGUGAAGAACACGCUCGUGUUGUUUGAUCUCAACGAAAUGCAAUCAACACCAGAACAAUUUCAACACUGGAGAGUUUUGGCAUCGUCAUCGCCGCAACCUGGGCGAUGUAAGGAGUGGGCGAAGCACCGACUGGCUAAAUCAUGGACCAUGAAGACAUGGUCGUCGGGAGAAAUUAAUUUUGCUCGGUAUUGUUCAAUGGAAGGGAGUGCUUUGAGGAAUGCAGUGGUUGAUGACCUGGAGCGGGAAAGAUUAGUUCCUUUUUGUCGCAAUAUUCUGGUAACCGAGGAGAGUAAUUGUUUUUGA
Laccaria bicolor S238N-H82 is the source of this 564-nucleotide messenger RNA. RefSeq lists its product as uncharacterized. The transcript is spliced from 2 exons. The coding region runs from base 1 to 564 and encodes 187 amino acids. Lineage: Eukaryota; Fungi; Basidiomycota; Agaricomycetes; Agaricales; Hydnangiaceae. The record is from RefSeq and is a predicted model, not a curated record.